Musca domestica (house fly) is the source of this 1110-nucleotide messenger RNA. RefSeq names its product elongin-B. NCBI's taxonomy places the organism in Eukaryota, Metazoa, Arthropoda, Insecta, Diptera, Muscidae. The record is from RefSeq and is a predicted model, not a curated record. Gene Ontology annotation, molecular function: protein binding. Gene Ontology annotation, biological process: transcription elongation by RNA polymerase II. The transcript has 4 exons. Gene Ontology annotation, cellular component: VCB complex; elongin complex. The coding region runs from base 333 to 689 and encodes 118 amino acids.
AUACGCAAAUUAAAUUAUAGAUCCCUAGAAAAAAGUUAAUUUUUUGCUUAUAUAUUUUUAUACAACAAACACCAAAAAAAGAAAAAAUUAAACAUCAUUAUUUUGCUAAGCAAAAGCAUAGACGUUAAAACGAUUUGUAAAACGGGAGCUAUCAAUAGGACGAUAAAAAUCCAAUUAAAAGACUUGUACAAAUUUUGUAAUUACAAUUCCUCCGAGUGAAUCUCCCCCAAAAAAGCAGUGAAUCAAAUCGAAGAAGAAAAAACAGGCAAGGUCGUCAACGUCGUCGUCGUCGAAGUUGUCUUAGUACAAAGCCAAUAGUCAACACAAGCAACAUGGAUGUGUUCCUGAUGAUUAGAAAACACAAAACUACCAUCUUUACGGAUGCCAAAGAGAAUACAUCAGUGGGCGAGUUGAAGCGUAUGCUGGAAGGUAUUUUAAAAGUUAAACCAUCAGAUCAACGUUUAUUCAAUCAAGACAAUGAUAUUAUGGAAGAUGACAAUACUUUGCAAGAUUAUGGCAUCACAAUGUCAACAGCUAAGGCGCAAGCACCAGCUCAAUUAGGUUUGGCUUUAAGAAAGGAAAAUGGCGAAUUUGAGACCCUUGAUAUUACACCCUAUUCAUCACCACCAGAUUUACCAGAAGUAAUGAAAAAUCAAGAAGCAGCAAAUGGCAAAGAACAGGUGGCAUAGAUAUACAUAUUUAAUGAGACAACAACAUUAACAAAAGCAACGCAAAAAGAUGCAGUAGCAAUUUAGUGUAAAAUUACAGCAACACUUUCAAAGAAGCCUACAACCUAUUCUAUUAACAAAUUCUCUUAUUUUUUUAUUUAACACACAAGAAACAACAAUUAUUUAAUAUUUAAGUCGAAUGAAGAAAUAAACAAACAAAACACCAGGCCGUGGCGAAAAAGUAACACAAUUGAUGUAAAACCUAACACACCACUCAAUUACACCCUGACGAGGCAGAAUGAAAGUAUAUUACAUAUACUAUAUACAUACACAAGAUAUAUAUUUACAAUAAUUGUCGCCAUUGAAAUCAGUGUUGUUUUUAUGCUAAAAUGAAAAAAACUGCAAACUCCUUGGAGGAGGCUAAUACUUUUGAUUAGAUUUA